Gymnodraco acuticeps is the source of this 7118-nucleotide messenger RNA. RefSeq names its product dual specificity protein phosphatase 10. Gene Ontology annotation, molecular function: MAP kinase tyrosine/serine/threonine phosphatase activity; protein tyrosine/threonine phosphatase activity. The record is from RefSeq and is a predicted model, not a curated record. The coding region runs from base 111 to 1637 and encodes 508 amino acids. Lineage: Eukaryota; Metazoa; Chordata; Actinopteri; Perciformes; Bathydraconidae. Gene Ontology annotation, biological process: protein dephosphorylation; negative regulation of JUN kinase activity. The transcript is spliced from 3 exons. Gene Ontology annotation, cellular component: cytosol; cytoplasm.
GCAGAGGUUGUAAGGGACACACUGCAAGCUGCCAACAAGGGGGAGGAAGCACGUCCACAUCAUUCUCCUGUGUUCAUAAUGCUGGAGCAGUGAAGAGAGGAAGCAAAGAAAUGGGCCUGAGAAAUCUGGGGGGGUGUCUCUCCACCACCUCCACCUCCAACACCUCCUCUUCUAACAGCACUGUGUCCGACUGCCGGACAAGCCUGUUCAAGCCUCUCCGCUGUGCCUCCUGCUCUGGAGAGGGCGGAAACUUCGAGAGUCCUGCUAUCCUUCGCAAAAAACUGGUAGGGGGAUGUCUGCCCUGUACCCCGCUGUCCUCUUCGGCCCCUCUCCGGGCGAUACAGAGCUGCGUCACAGGCUGCAACCCCAAAGCCUCUCAGACAGGCAGCUCCACCUGCAGCUACUGCAGCAGCGACCCCAUAGUGGUGACGUUUAACCCUCGCAGAGGCAAACCCCCGGGGAGAGCGGCUCAUCCGGCAGGUGCGUUCCAAGCCGAUGACGACGACGACUACAGCGUGCGUACUAUUUGGCCUGAUGAACUGGUCAAGAAGAUGACCCAUUCUAAGGCCCAGAAGAAUCACUGUGCCGGGAUGGGAGCAGAACUCGGGAACACCUGCGCAACCCAGGCCCAGGACGGUAGCAACGGAAAAGGCCUCGCCAUCCUGGACUGUCAAAACCUCCAGGAAUACGCGCAUUCUCAUCUUACAGACCGCGCUGGCCGACGACGUCUUCAGCAGGGGAAAAUGGCUGCUUUAGAUUUUAUGGGCCGCAGGUCAGGACCUAGUUAUGACGAAGGCCGGAACUCGCUUAAGAGGCUCCUGAAUAAAGCUGAAGAUGUAGAAGCUGAGCAAGACGGAGAUGCAGCAUAUCGACGUUCCCCCUCUCCACGCUCCGCCUCUCCGCCGUCACCAGUGUCCUUUUCGCCCCCUCCGUCCGCCCCUAGCACACUCAUCAAACCGAGGCCCUGGCAGAGCGACAGGGAUGGAGGACAUUCGCUGCCCACGGCUCACUCGCUUCACCUGGCCCUCAACUCUCUGAACAGAGAGCAGGACGAGGAGAACAACAGAAUGCACCUUUCUCUACCGCUCUCAUCUUCCUUGCCUGCCUCUCUGUCCGAUGAGACCGCGAUGAGUCCCGAUGCGGAGAAUGCGGUGAUCAGUCCCAUCUUACCCUUCCUGUUUCUGGGGAACGAGAGAGACGCCCAGGACCUGGACCUGCUGCUGCGCCUCAACAUCGGCUACGUGGUCAACGUGACCACACACCUGCCGCUCUACCAUGUCAAGUCUGGACUGCGCUACAAGAGGCUGCCUGCCACCGAUAACAGCAAGCAAAACCUUCGACAAUACUUUGAGGAGGUUUUCGAAUUCAUUGAGGAGGCAUAUCAGAGUGGACAGGGAGUGUUGGUCCACUGCCAGGCAGGCGUGUCCCGUUCUGCAACCAUCGCCAUCGCUUACCUUAUGAAGCACACCCUCAUGACAAUGACAGAUGCCUACAAAUACGUGCGGAGCCGUCGUCCCGUGGUGUCCCCGAAUCUCAACUUCAUGGGCCAGCUUUUGGAGUUCGAGAGGGACCUCAACUCCGGGGUGACUCCUCGUAUCCUGAUGCCUAAACUUAGCGGCGUGGAGACUCAGGUGUGAGGCAGGUCAGGGGUCAGGAGCGUGUCCGGUACCUUCAGGUAAAGAAGACAUUAAAGUGGAAUGGAUGAGCAUCAAAGAAAAAGUGCAGCACAUUGUAGAAGAGAGACAUGCUGAGAAAUAUUACAAUUGGGAAAUGGUGGCAAUUUGUGCACUUUUAAUACUGUGAUACAAAAGACUGGAUGCUACAUGUAAGUGGUCAUUCUUAGACAUGAUCAUCAUCCAGCACACUGUUUAUAAGAUGACGUGCCAAUAUUUUGUAUAGACCUGACAUCAGAUAUCUCACUUCUUUUUGUCUUCUCCUCAUUUUUGUUCCCAUUGUUUACAUUCACAACCACACACAGAAAUGCAAUUAUUUUGUUGGCAUUAAUCUCAAAUGCAUGCAAAGCAGGUACGCAAACAAGACCAUACUUCAUGAACAUCACCACUCUGAUGUUCCCACCACAUGUAGCCAAACACAGGUCAUAACAAUGCACUUUACCUUUGAUGCGUUUGUUUCUUUAUGACCUACUGAAAUGUCACAAAUGUUUGGUUCAUAUAAUUGUGUUUUUUUAUAUUUGGAAACUGUGCAAUAGAGCGGCAUGGACCGAGCAGAAACAAGAGUAGCAUUAACCUAGGCAACUUGUAGCAAAAUGGAUAAAAUGGAUAAAAAGGGAAAUGUGUAAAUGUAUUCCAGUGAAGUGGCCUGUUUGUUAGCAAAGAAAAAGGACUGCAAGAUUUAAAUGAUGCUGUGCACUCACAGGGUCAGAGUGAUGAUAAAACAGUGUUAAUAUUUGAUUGAAUACAGGUUAUUACACAAAAAUAUGCUGAUCAUAAAUACAUUUACUGCAAAAGCUGAAACCCCAAUGCAACAGUACUUCCAGAGGUUUCUGUAUGCAGUAUUAUUGCAGUAUAUUUGAACGGAGGUGUGGAUUGGUUCCUUUUGUCCAGCUGUAGUGAUCUGAUUUAAAAUAACAGACCUUGUCCAACUGUGCAGUAUUUAUUUUGAGUUUAAUUCAUUAGAGAAUUGCAAUAUUUUAUUUAUUAUAUAACUGGCGUGAAACAGUCCUGUCAUGGUGCACGGACAGAUAUUGCUCUUAAUAUACAAAGCACAUGGUGUUUUAAAUUGGUUGGAGUUAACAGUUAAGAUGCAACAUGUAACAUCCUGCUUAACUUGUGUGGUCGGGAACAUUUGGAUUAUAGUUUUGGUGAAAACUAAAAGCUUUUAUUUUGAAAAGUGUUAAUUUUCCUACAGUACCAGAAAAGGAUUUUCAACCAAGUAAUCAUUUAGAAAGUGUAUAGUAUUAAGGCUACACCAUACCCAAGUCAUGAACACUUGAAAUGCCAAAUCUACUUAUUAGUGAUUUAAAACCUUUGUGAAUGAGUAUAAUGACAUCACUGUUUUUCAGAGAUGGUGAUGUCUGGUAGCUGAUUGGUUGAUGUCUGUUACUUCUUUUGUCUUACUGUCCUUACUGAAAUCCUUAGCUGUUCCCCCAUACGAUGCAUGACUUUUAUUAUGAAGCGUGGUUUUAUUAGAGUAGGUGGACUCGCUGUGAACUGUAUUAUAAUGGUCGAGGUCUGAUUCCCAUUCAAUACAGAUGUAUUUACCUUUAGAAGUCCUGUGUAUCCAGUCUGCACAGUCAAUAGUGUGGUUAAAACACUGAACAUAGUUGAUGUGAAAGUAGUUAGAAAUCUUUGGCAGAUUGAGACUUUAGAUGCAGGGCUGUGAAAAAGUAUGAUACAAACUGCAGCUUUUCCUAGCUUCCCGUUAGGAAUUCUAUACUAUAUCCAUGUAUUCACGCCAUGUAAAGAAUAAGUGAACGGUGGAGAACUGGUGUUGACUAAUCUGGUAGCUAAGGAUGACAAUUGCUUUGCACAUUUUCUAAACUGAUGCCAUAUUAACACAUUCUUCAAAGAUGCUGUAAAUAUUUAAAGUCAUUUAGGACUUAAGAAUUUGAAAAAAAAAGUGUUUUGCUAGCAUCAAUUGUUGUGAAAAAGAGUUCAGGUGUUGUGAGUUGUUCUUAUUUUGUAUUUAUUUGUUUUCUCUUCAGUUAGACAGAGGAAAUACAUGGUUGUGCAGGAUUUGUCACGGAUACAUUAUUGAUUAAAUCUAACACAUUCGAUUAAAGAGAAAAGGUCCCACUCAUAUGUUCAUAAAAACCCAAACAAAUAUAAAUCAGUAUGUGGAUACGUGACUAAAUCUAAAUGUAUACACCUUUUCCAGAUUUGAACAAAAUGCCCUGUCCCAAGUUUCUACAACCAAAAUGCCUUCAGUUUAGCCUUGUGUGUAAUCUGGUCCUGCUGUGGUGUCAUUAUAGAUAAGACUUUGUAAAAUGACCCUGAAUUGUGCUUGUUGGGAUUUAUUUUCUGUUUAAGUGACUUUGAUAUUGGCCAUAUAUUUUUCUACAAUCAAAACCUCAUCAUGUUAGGUUAACACAGUUACUGUAAUUGUGCUUUUACAGUUGUUUUUUUUUACAUGAAUCUUUGUUUUGUAUGAAAGGCUGUUUGGACAGAAUGCCAUCUUCCAACUGUGCAUUUGCAGUAUUACAGUUUCACUGUUAUCAGACCUCCGUUACCGUGGGUCAACAUACCGUAUUCCUGUUUUUACCUCUCGCCUUUAUUUCAGCUGGAGAGACUUCAACGUUUCUUCCUCCGGUCUCUCCAGCUAUAAGCUCACAGUAGGUGUGUUAUUAACCUUGAAGAGGGCCUGUUGCUAUUGCUCCUUGAUUUUUAUACAGACUUUAUAUGCAAAAUGGCUGUUGUAGCAAUUCAUUCUACCCUGAAUGGACUUGCUGUGCAGUCGAGUCAGUGCUGACCUCAGACGCUUGUUCUCGAGAGACACAUCUAAGGAAACGUUUUCUCUUUAAUUCAAAUAAACUGAAGGGCCAGUCUCUCCUUGAGUGUUUGUGUGUGAAGAAAAAAAAUCAGUUUGUGUUCUGCUCUCGAACAGUGUGUAUGAUAAGGUUUUGAGGACAUUGUAUAUCCGUGCAUUGCUUAAUUAUUCCUGUUUGUACUUUACUGCUCAUUUUUAAAACAUUGUGUACAUUCCUGUACCAAAUAUUGAAUUCAAGGAUAUUAACUCAUAGGACUGACGCUGAUGAGACGAUUCAAGAAAAAGAAAAAAGCAGAUCACCUCCUUCCUUCCUAACGGGGUAAGAACUCUUCAGGUAUGACUAUCAUAGUAAUGCUGUGCUGUUUCACCCCCCGCCCGGCCUUCCUCCAGAGACCCAAAAACUCCUGUUAUCUAUCCAACCUGUGAUGCUCUUCCUUUUCAUGAUGGAUUGUUUCUCUUAAGCAAAUGUAAUAUUUUCAUAUUGUAGUAACUGGUCCUUGUAUCUAGACAAUGUUUUUACCUUCAUGUACCGAUUAUACUCUUCAUAAUUCUUCGAGGUGCACUGUGACUAAUACAAUGCUGCUAUAUCACAAAUACUUUUAUUUUGUAAGUCAUGUUAGUGGUGAAUAUCGCUAAAGGUGUUACAAAGUGGGCUCCGAUACAGAGGCACCCUUGAUCAAAUGUUUUCUUCCAGUUCUUUCCAGGCUUUAUUAUUGUGCUGCCUCGCUGCAGUGUGUUUAAAUCUGUAGCUGUCCCUGAGGGUCUUCCUUUACAAGCAUGAUAAAAGAAAAGAGAGAGUAUAAUGUAGCAGUUACAAAAAAAGCCUAACUCAUUGCUUCCUGUCAAUAUAACUGUGAUGUUGCUUUUUCUGCAACCAUUUUGGCAGAAUUUGUUGUCAAGGUAUUGACCGUAGUUACAGUAGGCCUAUACGAGAAAACAACCAUAGGAAUAUUUAAUUAGGCUCUGUAUGUAUGUAUUUGACACAAUCUAGAUGAUGUCCUCUGAAGAAAUCAGGAGUUGAACAUUUAAAAGUAGUUGGGUUAAAACAGGAAUCCUGCAACUGAAGCAAGAUGCAUUUUUGUAUCUCAUGUUGCUAUGUCAAAUGUGGCGUUGUUACGUGCAGAGUUUAAACUAUUUGAUAGAUGCCAUGGAAUUGUGUUCACACAUUCAUCCACCAGAGAAUAUUUAAAUGAAUGUAAUUCCCCUACUUCUUCUUCAUCUAGUGCAAUCUGCAAGUCAAAAUGGUGUAUGACUCAAUACCUGCUAAUGCCAUUCAAAUACGCCUUAGUGUUUAGUGCUAAUUUGCUAAUAUUAGCAUCCUGUUACUAAAUUAGGAUUUUAAAUAAACAUGCUAGGCAAUUGAUCACAUGCACCGGUUAAGAUGUAACAAACAUGCUAGCACUAUCACUGCUAACUAACAUGUUAGGUUGCUGACCGUUUUUCUUAAGCUAGCUAGCAUGGCUGUACAUAGUCUUUUUUCAGACCUACACACAUUCUUAAGACAUACAAAAACUUCAUUACAGACAUAUUUUUCUGUCAAGUGAAUGUUGCUGCAAUGAAUAACACACUUGUGAUACAAAUCUGCAUGUUCUCUCUCGCGCAUUUCAGUUGCAAGAUUUCAGUUGAUUGUAAGCUAAAACUGCUUGUCAUUGUUUUUUUACAGUAAUUUCUUGGUAUGAUUGGCAAAAAAAAGCCAUUAGCUCACAAUACAUGUAGUUGGUCUCAUGAUGUGAUGUCAAGUAGCCUAUACUUACAAAAAAAAAUUGGUUGACAAAAUAAAUACUGAACUACAAUAAUUCAAUGUCAGUUGUAGCCUACAGACAAAGAUAGAAACAUCCAUGGGCUACUAGAAAUAAGUAUUAGGGGUCUUUUGUAUGUUUGCUUUUAAGGUAAACUACUUAAAGUCAAAGCCUGUGAAACACUUUAUUUAGAAUUGAUUGGAUCUAAUUGAUUUUUGUUAACAAACUAUUUGCUUGUGGCUUUAGACACUACCAACUUUGAAAAUCUGAUGCCGAUCUGAGACAAAUAAGCCCCAAAAACAUACAUCUAUAACUCAUCUUGUAGCACAAAUAAAUAUGCAAAACUUCAAGAGGAGCUUUACUUAAAGUAGGCCUACCUUCAAAUAAUCUAGCAGCCAGUGUAAAGAUUAUAAUCUCAAAUAUACACAGGCCUUAAAUGCAUCCCUAGAGAAGAAUUACAUGUAUACGUUUAGAGAGCAGUAGCAUAUGCAGUUAGAAGGAUGUCAAGAAAAGGGGUGUGUGGGAAUUGAUUAUUGGUUUACAUGUGAACACACUCUGUUGGCAUGACGUCAAACUCCCAUUCAGGCAGAACAGUUGUGCAAUACAUAGACACACUAUAGCUUCAUAAAGAGGUUUGAGGAUCCGCUCUAGACAAACAUGUUCUUUCUCUUCCAUUUAUACAUGUUUGACUCACAGCUGCUCUGAGUUAUAAGGUUUCUAUGUUGGUGACAUGACUGAUGCUUUCCCCAUCAAGUGAUUCAACUGCUGUAUUGUCUUCUCUUUUGUUGGUUAUAGCUGAAUAUGAUAAUGUUACCAUAAUAGCAUCCUAAAGUGUGCUGUACAAAACCUGAUGGCUGGAUUGUGAAGUUGUUCUCUAUGUUCAUUUCUAGAAAACACACUGGAACUGGCUCUUUCAUUAAAAAGAAAAACCUG